AUGUCGGUGGUGGCUGAUAAUUCGCCAAACAACGGAAACCACCAUGUGGUUUUAAAUGUAAACGGUGAUACCUCCAAAAAGUGUGAUAACCCAGCUAACCAAGAUUGUGUACCUCUUCUGCAGAAGCUGGUAGCGGAGGUGGUGGGGACGUACUUUUUGAUAUUUGCAGGAUGUGCUUCAGUGGUGGUGAACCUUGACAAAGACAAAGUAAUUACACAACCUGGGAUUUCAAUUGUUUGGGGACUGACGGUUAUGGUUUUGGUUUAUUCUGUUGGCCAUAUAUCUGGUGCUCAUUUCAACCCUUCAGUCACUAUUGCUCAUGCUUCCACCAGAAGGUUUCCACUGAAGCAGGUACCAGCUUAUGUGAUAGCUCAGGUGGUUGGAUCCACACUUGCUAGUGGAACUCUCAGACUUAUAUUUAAUGGCAGGAACGACCAUUUCGCAGGAACACUUCCCGCUGGUUCUGACUUGCAAUCUUUUGUGGUCGAAUUCAUAAUCACUUUUUAUCUCAUGUUUGUCAUUUCUGGAGUUGCCACCGAUAAUAGAGCGAUUGGUGAAUUGGCUGGACUUGCAGUUGGGUCUACGGUACUGCUAAAUGUGAUGUUUGCAGGGCCAAUCACAGGGGCAUCAAUGAAUCCAGCAAGAAGCUUGGGACCAGCAAUUGUGCACAAUGAGUAUAGAGGAAUAUGGAUAUAUUUGGUGUCACCAACUCUUGGAGCUGUGGCUGGUGCAUGGGCGUACAAUUUUAUAAGAUACACAAAUAAGUCAGUGCGGGAAAUCACCAAGAGUGCCUCUUUCCUCAAAGGUGGUGAAGCCCACUUGAUAUGCGAAGAGGUUUACAGUUCAGGGGAAGAAAUUGUGGGCACGUCAUCUGAUCCUCUCUCUGCCAUCAAAAUAACAAAAACAGAGUUAUUCAAAACCUCAUAUCUCCUGUUUACAGAUUUUGCAUUUUGCAUAGAGGAAAACUUUCUUGAGGACACAAUUUCUUGGAUACUUGGUCAUGUUCAUGUGACCGUCACUGCAAAAGCCAGAAACUUGGCCAUUGGCCCCAAAAAUAAGCCUAACUCCCAUCUAGAAUUAAUGCCUGGAAUGCUUUUCCCAUCCCUUUCUGAAUUUCCGUUCGGUAGGUUUAGACAAGAUUUCAAUGCUAUUGUGAGAUCAUAA
Messenger RNA from Sphenostylis stenocarpa, 1164 nucleotides. Lineage: Eukaryota; Viridiplantae; Streptophyta; Magnoliopsida; Fabales; Fabaceae. The record is from the annotation of a GenBank genome assembly.